This is a messenger RNA of Prunus persica (peach), 441 nucleotides long. RefSeq lists its product as uncharacterized. The record is from RefSeq and is a predicted model, not a curated record. Lineage: Eukaryota; Viridiplantae; Streptophyta; Magnoliopsida; Rosales; Rosaceae. The transcript has 4 exons. The coding region runs from base 8 to 313 and encodes 101 amino acids.
CAUUCCUAUGUGGAAGAUCAUUGAAGGCAUUGAAUUGGUUCCAAAAACUGGGGCACAGCCAACCGGACUGAAGAUGUUAGACCCAAUGAAGGCGAUUCCGCAUGAUGAUCUGGUGAAUUUGCUGAAACUUUGUUGGGAAUGGCGCCAGGACCCAAAUUUGGUGAUGCAAUUUGGCAACGUGGAAGCUGAGAUUGAAUUCUUCGCUUCCCUCGUGAAAGCUGAUGGUUGGCUGAAAGGAGAUCACAUUGAUUUGGGGUUGUAUCUCAUCCGGAAGCGACAACAACAGUUUGAGGAAGUAGAAAUAGCGGACUAGACAACGACACAUGUUUUUUUAUGAAUCACAUUCGAACUUGCUUUGCGGAUAAUAAAAGAAAAAAACAGCAGCUUGGGUGGAAAAUCAGAAAAAGUUUACUAAACGUUGUAAAUGGGAAGGUUCCUCCG